AUGGUGGACAUCGGCCUGCCCGACGCAAAUCUGGCUGAGGCGAUUGCCGAGUCGGUGCGCCGUGACACCGACCUUGACGCUGCCCGCGCACCCAGAAAGCGCCGCGCUGUGACGCAUGACGAUUCCGACACUCCCUCUCAGACAUCUGAAGUAGCGAGGCCGCGGAAGAAGGCCUCCAGGGCCUCCCGCACCUCCACCACGGAGUCUGGGAUGACUAUCGCGGGCUCCUCCCGGAGCACCGCCACGCAGAAAUCGACGAAGACAACGCGGCAGCCCACUCGUUCACCUGCCGCUUCCCGGCAGCCGGACGAGGACGGUAUUGUCGCCCCACCCCGGCGGCACACUGCCAGGGCUGCUGCGCUGCAGCAGCCAACCCCGCUGCUGACCGCCAACACGUUUGCGGGCGCCAGCGUCGAUGCGAUGGAGGAUGGCGCCGUGCCUCUGGCGCCAGCCCAAAAGAAGCCGCCGCCUAUCGUCAUCCAAUGGGCCGGCGAGUACAAGGAGUUCCAGCACAAACUGGACAGGGUGGCCACGUCCACCGCUGUCAAGAACGCUGGCCGUGACCUCUACAAGGUCACAGUGUCGUCCAACGAGGAGUUCCGCGCGGUGAUGGACUCCAUUUGCAAAGAUGGCCUCCCGUGCUACACGCACCCCUCCGAGCCGCUCAGACUUCUGAAGGUGGUGCACACGUCCACCAGCUUUGCUGCCGCCACCAAGGGAGGACCAUCAGACUCCACCACCCGAAGUUCGGCACAGGUGGAGGGCGAGACGCAGCAACCGACCGCGCCGUCCACGGCUUCACCCGUGGGGGUUGCCGCCCCGCGCAGGCGUCGACGGCGCGCGGGCCGGGCCACUCCUGCCGCUGCACAACGGACUGCCGACGACACUCUGCCGCUGCAGAGGACGGCACCUCGUGCUGCGCCGCAACCGCGACCGGCUGCCGAUGCUCCACGGCAGUCGCCUACUACGGAGCGGCCGCAACCGGCCGCCCCAGUGGCGGAGGCCGCCCCAGCGGCCCCCACCGCCCCCUUGGCCACCGACAAAUUUGUAUGUGCUUCCUUCACCACUGUACCUGCCAGUCAGAUGGCAUCUGGGAAAGCAGCACUGACUAAUUAUUAUGCCAGCUAG
Schistocerca americana (American grasshopper) is the source of this 1128-nucleotide messenger RNA. RefSeq names its product translation initiation factor IF-2-like. The transcript has 3 exons. The record is from RefSeq and is a predicted model, not a curated record. Lineage: Eukaryota; Metazoa; Arthropoda; Insecta; Orthoptera; Acrididae. The coding region runs from base 1 to 1128 and encodes 375 amino acids.